CCCUCAACUGUGCAGCAGCUUCACAAAGAGAAGAAGAAACACCAUCCGGACGGCUUCUCCUUCAUGUCGGACCUUUGAUCUCUCAAAACCAAUCCGAGAGCAGCGAGGACCAGAGGACGGAGGGUUCAGACUUUGUGGAGAUGAAGCUGAGGGAAGACACAACAGAAUGGACUGACAUGUCCAGAUGACAGGGUCCAAAUAUGCUGACGUAGCAGCAGUUCUGACAGCUCACAACCAAACCCACCUUCCUCCCACCACCACCCACUCAUCCUCCGUCCAGCCAUGUUGUUGAGGAAGAAGCUGUGCGUUGCCUUGAUGAUCACUGCCCUCCUCUUCCUCAUGCUCGCCAGUCAGGGCAUUCCAAAGAGACACUUCCCAUCUCUGCCACUAACCUGGACCACGGCCACCGGCAGGGAGACAGUAGUUGAUCACACGGUGCCUCCUGCUGAUCCGACCCCUGACCCUCCAAGGACCCCCCCAGCUCCCAUCAUCAUCCAACCUAAAGCCAAGGAGAGGCCUUUAAAAAUGUCCCAAAGUAACACAAGGUUGUGUGGUUGUACUGAGUCCUGUAUUUCAGAGCUGGGGAGGUCGGACUGGUUCAGCCGACGCUACGACCCCAAACAGCAGGCCGUCCUCCGGGACACCGACAACAACCUGGACCCCCAGGCGCUCGCAUGGUGGCUGAGUCUCCAGAGGGCCGGCAAUGAUCAGACGUUAGAGAAGGUGAUGUCCGACAUGUUUAAGGUCAUCUCCCCGCCCACUGUGGACUUCAGGCCCCUCUCCUCCAGUUGCCGUCGUUGUGCGGUAGUCGGAAACUCCGGCAACCUGCGGGACUCAGGAAACGGAGACCUGAUCAAUUCCCACAACUCUGUAAUCCGGAUGAACAAGGCGGUGACUCGAGGGUUUGAGAAAGACGUUGGGAAUCGGACCACGCAUCACUUCCUGUACCCGGAGAGCGCGGUGGACGUGGCGCACGGCGUCAGCCUCGUCCUGCUGCCGUUCAAACUGCGAGACAUGGAGUGGCUGACCAGCGCACUGUCCACCGGAGAAGUCAAAACGACCUACAUGAGGGUUAAAGAACGAGUGGAGGCUGAUAAAGACAAGGUUCUGGUGGUGAACCCGGUGUUCUUCAAGUACGCUCACGAGCGUUGGACCGAGGGUCACGGGCGCUACCCGUCCACCGGCAUGCUGGCCCUCAUCUUCGCUCUGCACACCUGCGACCAGGUGUCCGUGUUCGGUUACGGCGCCGACAAGCAGGGGAACUGGCACCAUUACUGGGAAGAGAACCGCAACGCUGGAGCCUUCAGGAAGACCGGCGUACACAGCGCCGACUUCGAGACAGAGAUCAUCCAACAGCUGGCCAAAGAGGGCAAGAUCAGUCUGCACCUGUGACCCCUGACCCCCUGACCCACUGACCCCCAGACCACAGCCUGAUGGACUGACAUGAAUAAAGACUGAAAGACGUGCUGACUGAUGGACUGACCAACAUAAAACUGGAGUUCAUUGUCUUGAUUGUUUGGUUCACAAAAUGCCAAUAUCUAUAGUGCAAUUCUGUCCAUGGUGAUCUCUUGGAUAACUAAAGAGAGGAUUAAUUGAUUAUCUAAAAGGUAGCUAUUAUUUUUAAUUGACCUAUUGUUGCAGCUCUAGUGCUGACUGACCCACAGACAGACCUGCUGACUGAAGGAUCCUCUGCUCACUCAGCAGAUCAUUCUUCACUCAAUUGACAGAGAACCAGCUACAUCUCGUCUGGUAUCCAGUCUAGUUGAAAGUGUCUUUGCAUUCCCAGCUGUGCUAAAAUCGGAGUCAACUCUGGACCUUAUGUGCCUGCCAGAUGUGUCUGUUGGGAUUCGGACAGGAGACCUGUACUUCUUGCACAUCAAUCACCACGUCUGCCUUGAGUCAGAAAUCCAUUAAUGCCGGAUUGAAGCCGCUGUUGGGUGUUGACAUUGUUGAAUACCUGGAUUACCUGUGGAUGGAGCCUUUCAGGAUGGAGGAGCUAAACCUGCCACUUCCACUUGAAGGAUGCAGCUUAGAUCUCCUCCCUCUGCCUACUCGCUGGUUUAAUUGAAAUCCAGCUUAACAUGAACAUAAAUACAGAUUUGUGGGACCUUCCACUGCUUAAACAGACCUUAUGUUGCUGUCUGGGACUGCGAGGAUGGACCACACAAGUUGUGCUCUAAGCGGGGAAACAACCACAGACUUUUUAUAUAUUUGAUUUUAUAGAUAUUAUACAGGGAUAACCUCUUUUUUUAUUUUGUAUUAAAGCACUUUGCCCUUAAGAAGAAAAGGCACAAAAGGGCCAUGUUGUUGCUUUCUCUGUCCAACAAAGACUUCUUUUCUAUUUGAUCUCAUUUAUAAUCCACCCAUUUAUUCUGAAUGAAACAAACCGUCCUGAUACGGAGGAUGUCUCUCUCCGGACAGACUUUAACUGGAAAUGGGACAAAGUAUUUACGUGUUUUUUAACAUCUACAUUUUUGGAAUGUAAGCUAAUGAUGCUUCCUGUCUCGACCAUAUAUGGAACUGGAGACAAUGAGUGGGAGGAGCCUGUGUGAGGUUCUCAGCCUGUGUUUAAACUCCUUCAUGAUGAUUCAACAGUCUGCAGUUUUCAGUGGUUUCACUCACAAAACAGAAGUUUCAUGUUUUAAGGGACUACUUUUUCAGAUCCACUAGCUGAAAAAGUUAAACUCUGCAGCUUUACAUAACUUCCUUUGUUGUUGAAGACUGUUUCACUUUGUGAUGUAACUCUUCUGAGUCAAAGACGAGGAGACAGUGCAAGACUAAAUUAAAGAUUUAUUAAACUAAACGUAACAAAGUCAAACAAUCAGUAACACCACCAGUGUGGGCGGUGCAUGGACGAGAGGGAGAUGUAGUGCAAUGUAAGUCCAACCAAAAAACCACCAACCUGAAGACGGACCGGUCCAGCAGGAAGCAGCUGGACUUCCUGUUUACAGGGAGACGACAACGCGCUGUCACACCUAUGCUGUGAAAACUGUUGCUGUUUUUCAAUCAGUCGUCUGAAUGUUUGUGGCUUCGUUUACACUAUGAGAAGUUUCAGGACAUUUAAGUAAUUUGCAUCCAGCAGCCAUCCAUAUUAAGAAAGUAUAAUUUGGACAGAAUAUAUAUCAAACUGUUAUUAAUUUAUUCGUCAAUUUGUCAGUCUUCCACGUUAUCAUUUAGAUUUUAUGUGUUGUUUUUAAUGGUCACUUUUAAAUUGGUGUUUUCACUUUGUUUUUUCAAAAAAGUAAUUAACGGAUAUUUUGUCAUAUAUUUGUUUUAUUUUUAUUGACACAAAUGUUGACUUUUUAAAGAGAGAUAUCACAAACUGUAACUCUGAAUUUAGCUAAUGUUAGCCUUUUUGUGUUGCUUUUGGGAAGGAACAGAAACACAUUUAUCGUGUAUAUGCAUCUCAAUGAACAUUUGAUUUGGGGUUAAAUUGAGCAUUUGCAUUUAAAAUAUUUGUCUUUCUUUUUAAAAAGGCAGCUAAAUGAUGAGCAACUAGCGUUGACCAGCCAUACACCCUAAAGUCAGUGCUCUGCCUUUAGUUCUGUUCUGUUAGCAGUAGGCUACGUCAUCAAACUUCAGUUUUUUAAUCUCUUGUUUUAUGCUUAAAAUGGCACAAAUGUGGACAAUAUGUUUCCUGGCUGAGACUCUCAGGUUGACCAUGUAUUGGAUUGGGAAAAAUGUAAAUAUUAUAGUUUUUCUGGCGCUCCAUUUCCAGAUUCAGACCAACUUGCCAGUGUGAAAUGGUUUCAAAGCUCAGUCUGCGUCAAACUAACUUGUUGAUGCAACGUCUAAAGGCCAGCAGGAUGUGUGGUGUGAAAAUCCUGCCGUCAUAUAUUCCUCCUGGCAGCAUCUCACUGCGUCCUUGAAUGCCGUCCAAAAUAUCUGAGUCUGUGUAAGAUGCAGCUGUCGGAGAGUGAGUUUUUAGACGAUCCAACAAGCACUUUAAAGCAGACUGAGGACUCUAUAUGAUCAUGGAUGCUGAAUUAUUGGCUCUGCUGGCUGCUCUGCUGCUAACUUUGGCUGCAGUUAAAUGCUCUAUUAAAACCCAUCUGCUGAGUCAUCUCAAGCUGGGGUUUAAUCUGAAACAUCUGCUGCUUGUUUUAUAGUUUUUGCAGAGAUGUAACACUUUGAUGGCUCCCCGAUUUUAUGAGGGACGUUCAGCAGCUAAAUGACAGAGCAGCAGCCCUCCAGAGUCCUGAGCUGGACUUCACAUCCGGAGGGAAGGUUUUGGAGUUUGCUGACUUUAUUUGUAGUAAAAAUAUAUACUUCCUCACACUAAAGAAAGACAAGUUUUCUGUGAGUAUAAAUCCAAAGUUGUGCUUAUUAGUGGUCUUCCUGCAGUCUGGGAAUUUAGAUUUUCGGAAUUGGAAGGUGCCGAUUAAAUCAAACAAACCAAUCAUGAUGUAUGUUCACUUAUCAUAGCUUUAAUCAGCGCUUCAUGUUUAAACUGACUGUUUGAUAAAAGGACAUUUCAGUUUCAUUUAACAAACAACCUACUGAUCAUUGAUUCAUUCGUAUUUGCAGACAGAAGCACUGUGAUUUUUCAAAACAACACCGCUGUCACUUUGAAUAAAAUGAAACAAAAGUGUGUUUUGCUCUUCCAAAGGCUCUGGAGGUACAUGUUGGCACAAUCUAACUCUGAUGAUGAUCUCUAUAAAAGUCCCCUUGGCAGUUUAUUUCUGCCGCCAUGAUCAAAAUAAACAUUUGCUCAGUUUCCAGUA
Gymnodraco acuticeps is the source of this 4724-nucleotide messenger RNA. It is a transcript of the gene st3gal8, whose product is annotated as ST3 beta-galactoside alpha-2,3-sialyltransferase 8. Gene Ontology annotation, molecular function: beta-galactoside (CMP) alpha-2,3-sialyltransferase activity. The transcript is spliced from 9 exons. NCBI's taxonomy places the organism in Eukaryota, Metazoa, Chordata, Actinopteri, Perciformes, Bathydraconidae. The record is from RefSeq and is a predicted model, not a curated record. Bases 283 to 1392 code for a protein of 369 amino acids.